AUGAUAUUCAUUCAGCAUUUAGUGACAUCUAUCCGAUCAGUUAACUUUGAUUUCUCUAGUACGAAAGCAGAACGAUCGUUGAAUGGAAAUCGAACGCUGGGUCAUAGAGGAGGUGCUGAAUGUGUUUCUUUGGAACAAGGAAAACAUCUAGACGAAAAGCGAUUUAUCAUAAGUUCAGUUUUACCAAUUACCGAUGGCGUUGAAAAUCAGUCAUCAUUAGUUGAUCAAAACGAAGAUUUCCUUUCGAAAAAAGAUAAAACCAUCAUUGUGAACGAUAAUAUUUCUUGUGUACAUUUCACUCUUCGAAAUAUCAUUUAUCUACUUUAUAUUAUUCUACUUGCUUGUCUUAUUGCUAUCUUUCUUUUUACUUUCAUCUGCAAUGUCAUCGAUACGUAUUGGUUUCCACAACCAAAUCUUCGUAAUUCAUCGCAAUGGUCUACGAAUAAUUACAAAACCGAUUCAGCAGAGAUUGAUACUGAUCUGAAUUCUACGAUCGAAAUUGUCCAAUUAUGA
This is a messenger RNA of Adineta ricciae, 513 nucleotides long. Lineage: Eukaryota; Metazoa; Rotifera; Eurotatoria; Adinetida; Adinetidae. The record is from the annotation of a GenBank genome assembly.